AUGUCUAACCAAAUCCGCACCAUUUCUCCUUCCACAAACGAGGUCAUCUUCGACCAGCCUGGCACUUCUCUUGAAGAAGCCCUCCAAGUCGCCGCAGACUCCAAGGAAGCCUUUGAAUCGUGGCGUACCUCAUCAUUGGAUGACAGAAAGAGCAUCGUGAAGCGCGCAUUGGAUAUCGUCGCAAAGAACCUCGAUGGACUGUCUAAAGACCUCACCACCCAAAUGGGCCGGCCAAUCAGGUACUGCGCAGCGGAGAUCAAGACAAUGGGUCUCCGCGCUGAGUACUUAAUGGACAUCGCCGAAGAGAGUCUUUCUGAUCUACCUGGUCGGCCUGAAGCUGGCUUCCGGCGCAUGGUCAAGCGUGUUCCCGUUGGACCGGUCUUCAUUGCAGGUACUUGGAAUUACCCCUUCUUGACGACUAUCAGUGCGCUCGUACCUGCACUUUUGGCUGGUAACAGUGUCAUCUUCAGGCCUUCGCCUCAGACCCCACUAUUCGGAAACCGAAUGCUGGAGAUUUUUACAGAGGCCGGACUUCCAUCCAACGUUCUCCAGGUUAUUCAUAUUGGAAACCUGGAUGUUCUGGAUCAAGUUGUACAGAUCCCUCAAAUCCAGUCUGUUUCUUUUACCGGGUCGACCGCAGGCGGUAUCAGAUUGAGAGAGGCAACUACCCGCCACAUCAAGCCUGUUAAUCUCGAGCUUGGCGGAAACGACGCUGCCUAUGUUCGCGAGGAUGUCGACGUUAAGAAUGUUGCAGAGAACCUCGUCGAUGGUGCAGUUUUUAACUCUGGACAGAGCUGCUGUUCCAUUGAGCGGGUCUAUGUGCACGAGAAGAUUUACGAUGCCUUUGUCACUGCUGUGCAGGAAGAGUUGAAAUCUUACAAACUUGGCGACCCCCAUGACCAGAGCACAACCACUGGUCCUGUCAUCUCAGCCCAAGCUGUUAAGAACAUUGGUGCCCACGUCAAGGAUGCUCUGGACAAGGGAGCUAUUGACUCGACACCUGAAAAUGCUAGCUUCCAGGUGACCAGCAACCCUCAAACACGGAAAGGAAACUUCGUCGCACCAGUUGUGCUGACUAAUGUCAACCACACCAUGCGCACUAUGAAAGAGGAGACCUUUGGUCCUGUUAUGCCUAUUAUGAAGGUAUUCGGCGACGACGAAGCUGUCGCUCUGAUGAAUGACAGUGACUAUGGUUUGACCGCCAGUGUCUGGACAAAGGAUAUGACUCGAGGAGAAGAGUUGCUUGAGCGCCUUGAGGCCGGUACAGUGUUUAUUAACCGCUGUGAUUAUCCAUCUCCGGACCUCGCUUGGACCGGUUGGAAGCAAUCGGGCUUGGGAUGCACUCUUGGGCCCCGGGGCUACGAUGGAUUCACCAAGCUGAAGAGCUACCACAUGAAAGAUGCCUCUGCUUGA
Molecule: messenger RNA, 1413 nt
Organism: Penicillium antarcticum
Lineage: Eukaryota; Fungi; Ascomycota; Eurotiomycetes; Eurotiales; Aspergillaceae
Product: aldehyde dehydrogenase family protein
Exons: 4
Coding region: 1-1413 (470 amino acids)
Molecular function (GO): aldehyde dehydrogenase (NAD+) activity
Source: RefSeq, a predicted model, not a curated record